Pyricularia pennisetigena is the source of this 414-nucleotide messenger RNA. RefSeq lists its product as uncharacterized. Bases 1 to 414 code for a protein of 137 amino acids. The record is from RefSeq and is a predicted model, not a curated record. Lineage: Eukaryota; Fungi; Ascomycota; Sordariomycetes; Magnaporthales; Pyriculariaceae. The transcript has a single exon.
AUGUGCUACGAGGAGAUAUUCUACAAAGACUGCGGGCACCCCGCCUACAAAGACCUUGUUUUCUGCGACUACCGCCGCGUCGACAGAGUCACAGGCGAGCUCGUGAGAUGCUCGAGCUCGGAGGACGGCGAGUUCUUGGACAUCAUCAGGAGCAAAGUUCCCGGAUACUGCAACAACGACGAGUGCUGGCUCAAGUCGCGUGUCAGGUACGGCUGGAGGUGCCACAAGUGCUCGCACACGAAUCGCAGAAGGAAGGGCAGGUUCUGCAGAGGCCGCAGUUGCCGCCACGAGGUCUGUGAGAGAUGCGACCCUAGCUACCUGCUGUGCUGCUAUGACGGUGUCCCGGUAGAGCGUGGCGCCAACUGUGACGCGUGUCUACGUCGGUCUUGCACCAAGUGCGAAUAUCGUUUGUAG